GGCCGGGCACGGUGGCUCACGCCUGUAAUCCCAGCACUUUGGGAGGCCAAGGCAGGCAGAUCACGAGGUCAGGAGAUGGAGACCAUCCUGACCAACAUCUCUACUAAAAUGCAAAAAAUUAGCCAGGCGUGGUGGCGCGCACCUGUAGUCCCAACUACUCGGGAGGCUGAGGCAGGGGAAUCACUCGAACUCGGGAAGCGGCAGUUGCAGUAAGCCGAGAUCGUGCCAUUGCACUCCAGCCUGGCAACAAAGCGAGGCUCUGUCUCAAAAAAAAAAAAAAAAAAUGAGCCAGGGUCCCAGGCCACACGGAAGCUUCUUGAGACCCCUCCUCCUCUGUGCACGGACAAGUGGCUGACUCUGGAGCCCAGGCUGUUGCUUCCCGGUCUGGUGAUGAAUUCAACAUAGUCUGGUGUCAGAGCCAGAGGAGAAGAGUGGACAACCCAACUGCCCACGACAGGUCCCUAGAAGUACAGGUCAAGCCUAUGCUGGGGAGAGGCAAACAGUUUCCUGGUACAUAGCUGCUAAAACCCUUGGAAUUUCUGAAGUGAUGAACUGGUCUCUGUUCAAAUCCUGAGUGCUAAAGCUUCCAACAAGACUGAUGCUAGCUCGUGUCACCAUGAAGAUGCUACAUCAUGCCAAGUGUUUUCAGCGCCUAGCAAUUUUUGGUUCUGUGAGGGCACUGCAUAAAGAUAAUAGAACAGCAACCCCUCAGAAUUUCUCCAACUAUGAAUCCAUGAAACAGGACUUCAAACUGGGGAUUCCAGAGUAUUUCAACUUUGCUGAAGAUGUCCUGGACCAAUGGACUGAUAAGGAAAAGGCUGGAAAGAAACCUUCAAAUCCAGCCUUCUGGUGGAUCAACAGAAAUGGAGAAGAGAUGCGAUGGAGUUUUGAGGAACUGGGAUCUCUGUCCAGAAAAUUUGCCAAUAUACUUUCAGAAGUCUGUUCCCUACAAAGAGGAGAUCGGGUAAUUCUGAUUCUGCCCAGGGUCCCAGAGUGGUGGCUUGCAAAUGUGGCCUGUCUGCGAACAGGGACAGUUUUAAUUCCAGGAACCACUCAGCUGACCCAGAAAGACAUUCUCUACAGACUACAAUCUUCAAAAGCAAACUGCAUUAUCACCAAUGAUGUUUUAGCCCCAGCAGUAGACGCUGUUGCAUCCAAAUGUGAAAAUCUGCAUUCCAAGCUGAUUGUAUCAGAGAACUCCAGAGAGGGGUGGGGGAACCUCAAGGAGUUGAUGAAACAUGCCAGUGACAGCCACACCUGUGUGAAGACAAAACACAAUGAGAUCAUGGCCAUAUUCUUUACCAGUGGAACAAGUGGAUAUCCGAAAAUGACUGCACACACCCACAGCAGUUUUGGUUUAGGAUUAUCUGUAAAUGGAAGGUUCUGGCUAGAUUUGACACCCUCAGAUGUGAUGUGGAAUACCUCAGAUACGGGCUGGGCAAAGUCUGCAUGGAGCAGUGUUUUUUCUCCGUGGAUCCAGGGAGCAUGUGUAUUCACACACCAUUUACCCCGUUUUGAGCCGACUUCUAUCUUGCAAACACUCUCCAAGUACCCCAUCACAGUCUUCUGUUCAGCACCAACUGUAUACCGAAUGCUUGUACAGAAUGAUAUGACCAGCUAUAAGUUUAAAAGCUUAAAGCACUGUGUGAGUGCUGGGGAACCAAUCACCCCUGACGUGACUGAAAAAUGGAGAAACAAGACGGGCCUGGAUAUCUACGAAGGAUAUGGACAGACUGAAACGGUGCUAAUCUGUGGAAAUUUUAAGGGAAUGAAAAUUAAACCUGGCUCAAUGGGAAAACCUUCUCCUGCUUUCAAUGUUAAGAUUGUAGAUGUAAAUGGCAAUGUUCUACCUCCUGGACAAGAAGGAGAUAUUGGCAUUCAAGUUCUACCCAACCGACCAUUUGGCCUUUUUACUCAUUACGUAGAUAAUCCUUCAAAAACAGCUUCAACUCUACGAGGCAAUUUCUAUAUCACUGGGGACAGAGGAUAUAUGGAUAAAGAUGGGUAUUUCUGGUUUGUUGCAAGAGCAGAUGAUGUCAUAUUAUCCUCUGGUUAUCGAAUUGGACCAUUUGAGGUAGAAAAUGCCCUGAAUGAACACCCUUCAGUUGCAGAGUCAGCUGUUGUCAGCAGCCCAGACCCCAUCAGAGGAGAGGUAGUAAAGGCUUUUGUCGUUCUAAAUCCUGAUUACAAGUCACAUGAUCAAGAACAACUAAUAAAGGAGAUUCAGGAGCAUGUUAAAAAAACUACAGCACCUUACAAAUAUCCCAGAAAGGUAGGCAUCCUAAUUAUAACGAAUAUUUGCUCAGUGUUGUGGACAAUUUCAACUGUUUAUUUUUACAUUUUAAUGAAUAUUUUCUUCACACAUGCUGCACCACAUGUCCCAAACUGAACUGAUGACAUAUGGGUAAGAAUCAGACUCUUUGAGAUUAAAAUGAAACCCUGAACCUAUUUUGUUUGGUCCUUUGGCUUACUGGACUCACAGUAAAUACUUAAUAUCAAGACAAGUUUCCUAACAAUACCCUUUUCCCUAUUUUGGCUGUUACCCAAAACCCAUUCCAAAGACUAUUCUAAUUCUUCCACCUAGAAUUCAUAAUCAAACUGCUAUAUAAUUGGCUUUAUGUAAAGAUAAAAAUUUCCAGGCUAAUUUUCUUCCCCUUGAUGCCAACAGGUAGAAUUUAUUCAAGAGCUGCCAAAGACUAUCAGUGGGAAGACAAAAAGAAAUGAACUGAGGAAGAAAGAAUGGAAGACAAUUUAAAGUUGUUUCAUUAAUUACCAUAUCUAUAAAACAAACAUAGUAUCUGUCAAUCUCUAGAAACCACAAGAUGAUGGAGAGGUCAUAAAAACUGUGGUAGUAUGCUUAGAAACUGUUGAUUUAAAAUAUCUUGUGGUUAUGAUAUCAGAGGCUAAAUUUUGAAAUAAAAUAUUUGGCAAAUUCCUCCACAUUAGUGUCAAUGUUCCUAUCAUUUCUUAAUAUAAAAAUAAUACCAUCAAUUGCUGAUUAAUUUUUAAAUGUAUAGUAUAGAAGCAGUUUCUGAACCAGAUCUCUGCUACAUAGGUUUUCAAACUUUAGUUGACUAAUUCUUCUGAUAUGUUGAUAUACAAAUCAGAACCAAUGUUCAAGCCAUGAAAUAAAACUAAAGAACUUAUAAAAGUUUUUAGAAAAAUAUAAAAUAUCAGUUAGAAGAUUAUGAUAAUCUCAAAGUACAAGAAUCUACCUGAAAAUAGACUAGGGAUUUUUAUUAGUCACAUUUUUUGCAAAUAAUUUAAAAAUAGUUUAGACUUGUUUCAAGGUCUAACUAUAAAAGAAGGAUCAUAUACUAUUGUUGCUUAUUAUAUGUAAUCUAAUAAAUACUGUUUACAAAAGA
Pan troglodytes (chimpanzee) is the source of this 3365-nucleotide messenger RNA. RefSeq names its product acyl-CoA synthetase medium chain family member 3 (gene ACSM3). The record is from RefSeq and is a predicted model, not a curated record. Gene Ontology annotation, biological process: fatty acid biosynthetic process; acyl-CoA metabolic process. Gene Ontology annotation, molecular function: fatty acid ligase activity; fatty-acyl-CoA synthase activity. NCBI's taxonomy places the organism in Eukaryota, Metazoa, Chordata, Mammalia, Primates, Hominidae. Gene Ontology annotation, cellular component: mitochondrial matrix. The transcript has 15 exons. Bases 599 to 2389 code for a protein of 596 amino acids.